This is a messenger RNA of Owenia fusiformis, 3330 nucleotides long. NCBI's taxonomy places the organism in Eukaryota, Metazoa, Annelida, Polychaeta, Sabellida, Oweniidae. The record is from the annotation of a GenBank genome assembly.
AUGGGACUACAAGUACUAAACUUGGGAAUUCUCUCCAUUGCGCUGAUUAUCACAGUUGCGGAAUGUGUUCAGUUCUAUGAUGCACAUAUAGAGUUCACUGACGAGGAUGGCAAUCUGCUACAUGAUAAUGUACAUGCGUUCCAUGAACAGCAUAAACGAGAUAUUGAAUCAGGUAGCCUCAACCAGAAAGAACCGGUGUUCCUGACAAUUCGGUCUGCUUCCGAGACUCAUAAGAUGGCUCUAAGACGUCGCAGUGCAGGACAAUCAACAAAAGUGAUAUACACGGCGGACAAUGACACCGAAUCCGUACAAUUUACACUUGAUACCGAAGCCUACUGCGUUGUUCUAGAAGGAUCUUCCAUAUCUGCAACAGAUAAAGGCACAGCUACUGGCACAGUAAGCAUGUCCACAUGCGGAGGAAAGACAAUCGCAAUCAUAAAAUUCACCGAUGGUACAGCACGUGCAAUUGAACCAUCAUCAGUGACAGGAGAGCCCUCAAUCAACAAGCGAGGAUUGGACAAUUCCGAUCACGUGAUAUACCAGAUUGACAUAGCCAAACAUGAGAAGUUGGUGGUUAGGCCAAAACGAGAUGCAGACAAAGACAAAGUUCUACAAGAUUCACAAGAUCAACUUGUUACGAGCAAAGAAGUGUGUCUUGACAAAGUGUUUGAAAGCAAACCUGGGAUUGUUCUAAAAGGACCAGUUCAUAAAACAAUCACGACAUCCUCAACUGAUGGCUGUAAGGCAGCGUGCCUUAAAGAAACCACCUUUGUUUGCAAAGCUUGUGAUUUUAACACAAACAGCAAACAGUGUAGACUGAGCAAAACCGAUGUAUCUGUAAGAAAUGCUGGAAACGAAGUUAUCAAUUACUUCGAACUAUCCUGUAGAACCGCCAAAACCUGCAAGGUCUCUAGGAAAGGCAAGGAAUAUUCAGGUACACUAAGUGAGACAGCAGAUGGUUAUACAUGCCAGAGAUGGGACAGCAAAGAAACCUGGAGUCAUGAUAUCGGCAGUUCACAUAAUAAUGAUUUUCCAAAUAAUGAAACCCUUUCCGAAGCAUCCAAUUAUUGUCGCAAUCCUGAUGGGGAAUCGGGUGGGCCAUGGUGUUAUACUACUAGUAAAGAACGUCGAUGGAGUUACUGCGCUGUACCAACGUGUGCAGAUGAUUUUGCGGGUCUUCGAAACAUGAGAGAAGAUGCCUGUUUGAAAGAGGGAGGCCAUUACUUUGAAGAGCAUUGUUAUUGGAUAAAAUCCUCUGAAACGUAUGGUAGUCAUGUUGCUGCAGAAGAUGCAUGCGAAGAUUUGGGAGCAAGAUUGGUCAGCAUCGAUUCCCAGAAUGAGACCAUAUUUAUUGAACAACUGUUGAAAAACAAGGGUACUCCUAGUGAUGAAUGGAUGACUAGUGGGACUGAGAUAGGACAGGAUAUUCCCAGAAGAUGGGGCUGGGAUCUAGGGGCCUGGAACAAGCCUGCAAGACUUGGAAGGAUGGCUGGGGAUAUGAGUGAUACAUCUAAACGUUGUCUGAAUUUGAUCAUAUCAAAUGGACAACUUAUGUUCAAUGCAGUACCAUGUAACGAUUCUAGCAACACAUUCAAACUUCUUUGUGAAGCAGGCGCUGAAUCAAUGGAAGACAGACCAGUGAAUUUUGAAACUGCAGUUUUUAUUGCAAGCCGGACCACAGAAAUGAUAAGAGCAAAAUACAACAAUGACUUCUCACUUAUGACAAGCUACAUCAUUGUACUAUAUAACUCGGUUGGGGCGAGAUGGAGAGACCCCAAGAUGGUGCAUCCUGCUAAAGUGACAGUUACAAGAGUAGAGUUCUUCCAGACCACCCCGCAAGAGUUUCUUCGUAACUUUACGGAUAGGUAUAACUACACCGGGCAGUGUAUGGAUUUAGGAGAUUGUUCAACAUGGAUGCGAAAGCAUCCAGACAGGAAAACGUGGGACAUCGGGGCAUUUCAUGACACGGUGAUAUGCGGGGCCUUGGGUUGGGCUUGGUCUGGUGGUUUGUGUGGUCUGGGAGGUUCAAGCUAUGUCUGUGCCCUUGAGGCAUUCUUCGAGCACUAUCAGGAGGUUCGUCAUGAAUUUGGACAUCUGUUGCGUUUUGCUCAUAACGAUGGAUACAAAGAUAAAGAUUGUCACGACAAUAGGGGUCUACACGCAUUGUUAUCUAGAUGCCAAGCUAAGGACUUUAAACAAAAAAUGAGAGACCUUGGCCCUGGUGCGUGUGUCUACGAUGAUGUGUAUGAAUACUACCAAGAACCUUUGAUGUUAGAAGAUACUGAUAUGGAAGGACAACGAUGGGACAUGGAUAAACAAUGUGAGCUUCACCUCGGUAAAGGCUGGUCAUUCUUUCAAGACGAAGGGGAUCGCAAAUUCGUAUAUGGAACGAGAAAGGAUAUAUGUUCAUCUCGAACUCAACACUGUAUCAACCUAUCGACCUACGAAAUUAGGAAAGUGGAAAAUAUGCUGACUCUUCAAGGAACUUGGUGUGGAGGAAAAAAGUGGUGCAGAGGUGGUGCUGGUUGCAUCGCCUGGGAUAAGGACCCAAGCCAUAUCGCUUCUAACCUUGGACAUCCUAUGGUAGUCCCUGGAGGUUGGGGAUCAUGGGGCCCAUGGAGUGGCUGUUCACAUACAUGUGGUGGCGGAAUCAUGAAGCGAUUGAGAAAAUGCGAUUCGCCAAAACCAAAGAACACUAAAUGUGACGGAGAUUACUUUGAAGCCAAACUUUGUCAAACAGCGGAUUGCCAAAAUGGACCAACAACAGUUGACGAAUUGGAACAACACGUCGUAGAUAUAGGGACGAAAAUAUGCAAUAAAUACCCUACAGAUUUAACAGGAAACACCAUAUUUGCCGAGUAUAUGUGGGCUGGAUUCGGUGGGAAACGAACCAAAUUUAAUGACGGGCAUCGUGGAGGUGGUUGUUUGCCUGGAGUAAAUGGCCUUGCUUAUACUGGGAAUAAAAGCAGGACAUGGGGAAAUGAAGAAUGUGCUCGAUGGGACAGUUUUGAUAACUGGAAAAAUGAAGAUUGGCGUUUCCCUUACGAUGCAAAUGUCUCAGCAGCCGAGAACCACUGCAGAAAUCCCCUUGGACGGGGGAGUCUAUGGGGACUUGCGAGGUGUUUAAACAAGAAAGAAAAAUUAAUACCAUGCUGGAUACCACAAUGUGGGGGAGAUGAGCUUUGUGACGUAAACUGUAACACCAAUUACCGUCGGCGUUGGAGAGCUGCCUUAUUCCCUGAUGGAACCCCGUGUGGUUUCCAUAAACAGAAAGGAAUCAAAUCAGUGUGUGUGGAAGGACUUUGCCGCAAAUUGACAGUAAUAAAAUGA